Molecule: messenger RNA, 4059 nt
Organism: Pseudopodoces humilis (Tibetan ground-tit)
Lineage: Eukaryota; Metazoa; Chordata; Aves; Passeriformes; Paridae
Source: RefSeq, a predicted model, not a curated record
AUGGGAGAUUUGGAGACUAGCUUAAUCCAUACACGAAAAACAUGUAGAAUAGAGCAAAUGGUAGCAAAAUGGCUUCAUCGCUCUCGGGACAGCGCACCCAGGGACAGCGUGCCUGUGAUGGACAGUGCAGGGGACAGCGCAGCCCAGCCCCCCAGCCGGGUCAAAGUGACCGUCACCGUCUACAAGGACCUGGUCCUGCAGCACUACGGCUUCGAGAUCUGCCCAGGCCUUCCCCUGACCAUUGCAUCGGUCACUGCAGGGAGCACGGCCGAGGGGAAGCUGCAGCCGGGUGACCAGCUCCUCACCAUCAACUCCAGCAGCGUGGACAGCGUGUCCGUGGAGCGGGCAGCCAGCAUCAUCAGGGAGGCCGGAGAUGAGCUGCUCCUGACCGUCCUGCGCUGCGCGUCCGGUGGCCCCAAGUCCUCGUUCCUGACCGCAGAGAAGAGGGCCAGGCUGAAAACAAACCCGGUCAAAGUGCGCUUUGCGGAGGAGGUGCUGCUGAACGGACACUCCCAGGGGAGCUCACUCCUGUUCAUGCCCAACGUUCUCAAGGUGUACCUGGAGAACGGACAGACAAAGGCAUUCAAGUUUGAGAGGAGCACCACUGUGAAGGACAUCGUGCUGACGCUGCAGGAGAAGCUGUCCAUCCGCAGCAUCGCCCACUUUGCGCUGGUGCUGGAGGAGCAGUACAACCUGGCCAAGAUCCACCUGCUGCACGAGGAGGAGCUCAUUGCACAGGUGGUCCAGAAAAGAGACUCUCAUGACUACCGCUGCCUCUUCCGAGUGUGCUUCAUCCCCAAGGACCCCUUGGAACUCCUGCAGGAAGACCCAGUGGCCUUUGAAUAUCUGUACCUGCAGAGCUGCAGCGAUGUGCUCCAGGAGAGGUUUGCUGUGGAAAUGAAGUGCAGCGUGGCGUUACGUCUGGCUGCUCUGCACAUACAGGAGAGGAUCUACGCCUGUGCUCACCCACACAAGGUGUCCCUGAAGUACAUCGAGAGGGACUGGGGAAUCGAAAACUUCAUCUCACCCACUUUGCUUCGAAACAUGAGAGGGAAAGACAUCAAGAAAGCCAUCAGCUACCACCUGAAGCGGAACCAGGUGCUGCUGGACCCUCGGCAGAAGCACACGCUCACGGCAGCCCAGGUGCGCCUGAGCUACCUGCAGAUCCUGGGAGAGCUGAAGAUGUACAGUGGGAAGAUCUUCAAUGCCACCAUGAUGCUGCAGGACAGGGAGUCGUACGUGGCUCUGCUGGUGGGUGCCAAGCACGGUGUGAGCCAGAUCAUCAACAGCAAGCUCAACAUCAUCACCAGCCUGGCCGAGUUCCCCAGCAUCAGCAGGGUGGAGCUCAGCGAGGAGUCCGAGCGAGUGAGCACUGUCAAGAUUUACCUGCAGGACCUGAAGCUGCUCACUCUGCUGCUGGAAUCAAACAGUGCGAAGGAUCUCGUCUGCCUCAUCGUUGGUUACUACAGACUCUUCGUGGAUGCAAACGCCUCCAUAUUUACCUGGGGAGAGAAAAAACAGCAACUGCACCGUGUCUCAGCUGAAGAAGGCUACGAAUCCCGAGCCUGCAGCGACUCUGAAGAUUCCUGGGAUUCGCGCUCGGAGCGCCGCACGGACAGCGCUGCGGCGGGCCGGGGAGAGCCCCGCGGUGCCGGCGGGAGCGGCGCAGAGCCCCGGGCUGGCGGCGGGGACCCGCCGGGGACAGGCGGUGACAACGCCACCGACAGCGCCUCCGAGGCGUCCGACUCGGCCAACACCGAGAGCCGGGGCUUCAAGACGAGCGGCUCCAGCGACUCGAUGGAUGCGCUGGAGGAAGAGGAGCUGGAAGCGUGCUCUUCCUCCCGGCCAGAGCCGUUCCGCUUUUACGCUCCGACCGUGCAGGAGAUGAGCAGCUCCGAGCGGAGCUUCGUGCCGGUGUGUGCCGCGGGGAGCCCCGGCGCUGCCGGAGCCGGAGACUAUUUCUGCUUCGUGCAGGUGCCGCCGGGGCCCGGGGGCAGCCCCUCGGGGCCGGGCUCCGCUCGGCAGCCCGGGCUGGCCCGGGCGGACACCUCGGGCUGUCCCGCGGGGCACGGCACAGGCGACAGCGACCUCGUCCUGCGGCCGCCCCCGGGCUUCGGUGACUCCAGCUCCGAGGAGGAGUUCUACGAUGCUGCGGACAGGCUCAGCCCUCCGGAGGCGCUGGCAGGCUAUGAUGCAGCAUCCUGGGAGGGUGCAGAGAACCCCUCCUGCAUCCCAAAGAGGCUGAGGUGCUACAGCUUGGGGGAGAGCCCUUCAGUGAGGGAGAAGCACGGGCAGGAGAAGGAGCUGACCUGCACCAAGAGCCUGAGGAAGAGAAGGUCUUUCCUGAAAACUGAUUACACCUCACAGGUCAGUUUCCCUGCGGCUCUCCCAGGCUCUCCACAGCGCUGCUGCUCCUGGCCGCCCACUCAGCCCACAGAGGACACAGGGAAGAACACGGAGAUGGGGCUUCUUGUGGCCACCCAGGCCCAGAGGGACACCGCUGGCACAAACCCCUCCUCUGAUGUGAUGGACAUGGAGCCCGACACCAUGGAGGCAAAGUCAGUGAUGGAAUGUCUGGUUUCCUCCAUUUCGGAUGCUCACCGUGCUGGUGACCAGUGUGGGGAGGAGGACAGCAGCCUCCAGCCACAAAAACCCCCCUUGCUGUCCCCAGAGCCCCUUCCCAGAGGUCAGAGUGGAGCUGCCCAGGAAAGCUCCCCAGCGGAGACAGAUCCUGGGUGUCUGAGUGAGGAGAGCCGUGUGCCCACUGGAGGCUGGCAGACCCAGGGAGCGCAGGAGGAGGGGGGUGAGGUGGUGGCCACCCAGCACAAGGCCAGUGUUGUGCCCUCUGCUGUUGUCUGCCCCUCUGACGAGCUCCUGCUGCUGCCAUCAGCCCCUGGCCCCAGCAUGGCCCCUCCUCAGGAGCUGGCCCAGGACCGGGGGCUGCCCCCUGGGGCUGUGUCCCAGCCCAGGAGCCAGCAGGUGGUGGAUGGGGAGAUCCUGUGGAAGGUGCAGGAAGGCCACAUGGGGUUCCCAGAUGCAGCCCAGCUCCUGGCAGAUGGCAGCAGUGCCUCGGGGGUCCUCAGCCACCUCUCCUGGCUCUCAUUCGGGGUGAGAACAGACCCUGUGUCACACAGCCUGCUGCAAGACAGGGUGGAUGACCCACUUGAGCCUUUGGCCUGUCUGAUGACCAGCACGUGCAUGGGGGCUGGUGCUGUUGGAAGGAAGAUGCCAACAUCCCCUGCUGGAGCAGGCUUUGUCCAGGAGCUGGGUGAGCAGACCCCUGCAGCCCCCAGCCCAGGUGGGCCCUUGGGCUGUUCCCCAGCACCGCAUGGGCUGGACAGCUGUGGCUGCCAGCUGCCCUACAUCAGCUGCUUCCCCCAGCCCCACAACCAGGGGGAGCGUGAAACCAGCCCCCCCCAGUUUCCAGGGCCCCUCACCACCCCUCCUUCCAGCAGCUGCAGCCUUCCCAGGACCCCUGGGAGCGCCCUCCCAGUCUCCACUGCUGGGGAUGCGGCAGGGCAGGACCCCCACAUCCAAGUGCUGGGGCAGCUGAAGGACCAGGCAUGGAUGAGCCCUGUGGAUUUCUCCCGCUUCCUGGCCUACACUGUGGAGCUCCAGCAGGUUGUAGGGAAGCUCUGCGGAAACCAGGCAACUCACCUGCACGACCAAUGUGCAGAGCAGGGUGUGGAGAGCCAGGGUGCCCUGGGCUGGGCUUCCCAGGACCUGCUGUCCAGCUGCCAGGCACUCCUGAGCACAGAGCAGCCUCUCACAGAGGUGCAGUGUGCACUGAGAGCAACGUUUGACCGCCUGGUUCACCUGGCAGUGACCUGCUUCCAGGUGACACACUGCAGGCGCUGCAGGCAGAGACAGCAGGAGCUGGGAGCUGCCCUGGGGGAUGUGGUGGGCACCUACCAGCAGCUGCUGCACGCUCUGCACCAGCAGCUCCAUGGGCAGGUCUGCCCUGAGCUGGGCACCAAGCUCCUUGCCCGCCAGCACACGGCCCUAGCAGCUGCCAUCUUCUGUCUCCUGCAGCAGUUCAGGGCAUCCCCGUGGCUGUGA